Molecule: messenger RNA, 5435 nt
Organism: Mastomys coucha (southern multimammate mouse)
Lineage: Eukaryota; Metazoa; Chordata; Mammalia; Rodentia; Muridae
Gene: B4galnt3
Product: beta-1,4-N-acetyl-galactosaminyltransferase 3
Exons: 20
Coding region: 200-3172 (990 amino acids)
Cellular component (GO): Golgi cisterna membrane
Molecular function (GO): acetylgalactosaminyltransferase activity
Source: RefSeq, a predicted model, not a curated record
AGGAGCCCGGCUCCGCGGCCGGAGAAAGACCUGCGAGGCAUCCGCGCAGCCCAGGAUCACCCCAGCGCGUCGAGCAUGAGCGGGCGGCCGGCUGGAGAGCGACCAGGGGAGACUGGUUGUGCGCCGCGCUGAGCGGCGGGGCCGGGCCGGGGCGACGGGUGGGUAGCUGGUGCUGGGGCGGCCGGCUGGGCGAAGCGCCAUGGGGAGCCCCCGCGCCGCGUUGCUGAUGCUGCUCCUGCGCCCGAUCAAGCUGCUGAGGAGGCGCUUCCGGCUGCUGCUGCUGCUCGCCGUGGUAUCGGUGGGACUCUGGACCCUGUAUCUAGAGCUGGUGGCGUCGGCCCAGGCCGGCGGGAACCCCCUGAACCACCGGUAUGGCAGCUGGCGAGAACUGGCCAAGGCCCUAGCCAGCAGGAACAUCCCAGCCGUUGAUCCGAAUCUCCAAUUCUAUCGUCCCCAGCGGCUGAGCCUCAAGGACCAAGAAAUUGCCCGAAGUAGGAGUAAGAACAGUAGCUACUUAAAGUGGAACAAGCCUGUCCCUUGGCUCUCAGAGUUCCAGGGCCAUGCCAACCUGCAUGUGUUUGAAGACUGGUGUGGCAGCUCCAUCCAUCAGCUCAGGAGCAACCUGCAUUUCCCGCUCUACCCCCACAUCCGCACGACCCUGAGGAAGCUGGCUGUGUCCCCCAAGUGGACCAACUAUGGUCUCCGCAUAUUUGGCUAUCUGCACCCUUUUACCGAUGGGAAAAUCCAGUUUGCCAUUGCUGCUGAUGACAAUGCUGAAUUCUGGCUGAGUCGUGAUGACCAGGUCUCAGGCCUUCAGCUGCUGGCCAGUGUGGGCAAGACAGGAAAGGAAUGGACAGCCCCUGGAGAGUUUGGGAAAUUUCAGAGUCAAAUUUCCAAGCCAGUGAGUUUAUCAGCCUCCCACAGGUACUACUUUGAGGUCCUGCACAAGCAGAACGACGAGGGCACGGACCACGUGGAGGUUGCGUGGAGACGGAAUGACCCUGGAGCCAAGUUCACCAUCAUUGACUCCCCCUUCUUAUCUCUCUUUACAAAUGAGACCAUCCUAAGGAUGGAUGAGGUGGGCCACAUUCCUCAGACAGCAGCCAGCCACGUGGGCUCCUCCAACACUCCUCCCCGGGAUGAGCAGCCCCCAGCUGACAUGCUGCGGCCUGACCCUCGGGACACCCUCUAUCGAGUGCCUCUGAUCCCCAAGUCCCAUCUGCGCCAUGUCCUGCCUGAUUGUCCCUACAAACCCAGCUACCUGGUGGAUGGGCUCCCGCUCCAGCGCUACCAGGGUCUCCGCUUUGUUCAUCUGUCCUUUGUUUAUCCCAAUGACUAUACCCGCCUGAGCCACAUGGAGACCCAUAAUAAAUGCUUCUACCAAGAAAGCGCCUAUGACCCGGACAGGUCCAGCUUCCAGGAGUAUAUCAAGAUGGACAAGCCAGAGAAGCAGGGCCUGGAGCAGCCAGCAGGUUUGGAGGAUGGCCUUCUAGGAGAAUCCCAGUAUGAAGAUGCACCAGAGGAGAUCCCCACCUCUCAAGACCAGAAUACUGGGAUACAAGGGAGAAAGCAAAAGACCACUUCCAACCCGGGGCUGGGCGUCACUGACUACCACCUGCGGAAGCUCUUGGCUCAUUCCCAGAGUGGCCCAUUGGUACCUCUUUCCAAACAGAACUCUACAGCCGCCUUUCCAACCAGGACAAGCAACAUCCCAGUCCAGCGGCUGGAGAAAAGGACAGGAAAAACUAGCCCUGUGCCCAGCCAUGGUUUGUCUCAUUCUGACAAGAGGGCGCAGAGGAGCCUGCCUCUCAUCCAGAGAGCCAGGCCCACUGGGGACAGUCCUGGGAAGACCCUUGAGCAGUCCCAGUGGCUGAAUCAAGUGGAGUCCUUCAUUGCCGAGCAGAGGAGGGGAGACAGGAUAGAGCCUCCGGCCCCUAGCAGGGGCUGGCAUGCGGAAGAAGAUGUGGUGGUAGCAGCAGACCAGGAAGAAGUGGAGGAGGAGGAAGAGGGGGACGAUGAGGAAGAAGAUAUGAGUGAGGUCUUUGAAUAUGUGCCUGUGUUUGACCCAGUGGUGAACUGGGGCCAGACCUUCAGCGCUCAGAACCUCGACUUCCAAGCCCUGAGGACCGACUGGAUUGACCUGAACUGUAACACAUCUGGCAACCUGCUGCUUCCGGAGCAGGAGGCCCUGGAGGUCACACGGGUCUUCCUGAGAAAGCUCAGCCAGAGGACCCGGGGGAGAUACCAGCUGCAGCGCAUUGUGAAUGUGGAGAAGCGCCAGGACCGGCUGCGCGGGGGCCGCUACCUCCUGGAGCUUGAACUGCUGGAUGGCCAACGCCUGGUGCGGCUCUCAGAGUACGUGUCCACUCGAGGCUGGCGGGGCAGUGACUCCGUGGGCAAGGAAGACGCAGAAGCUCGGAACCUGCAGGGCCUGCUCUGGAGCCCACGCAGCGGUCACAGACAUGUCCUGAAUGCCCAGGAUCCAGAACCCAAGCUAUGCUGGCCCCAAGGCUUCUCCUGGAACCAUCGAGCUGUGGUCCACUUUAUUGUGCCUGUGAAGAACCAGGCUCGCUGGGUGCAGCAGUUCAUCAGAGAUAUGGAGAGCCUGUCCCAAGUCACUGGAGACUCGCAUUUCAGCAUCAUUAUCACGGACUAUAGCAGCGAGGACAUGGAUGUGGAGAUGGCUCUGAAGAGGUCCAGACUGCGGAGCUACCAGUACCUGAAGCUGAGUGGAAACUUUGAGCGCUCUGCUGGACUGCAGGCUGGCAUAGACCUAGUGAAGGAUCCACACAGCAUUGUCUUCCUCUGUGACCUGCACAUCCACUUCCCAGCAGGAAUCAUUGAUACCAUCCGGAAGCACUGCGUGGAGGGCAAGAUGGCCUUUGCCCCCAUGGUGAUGCGGCUGCACUGUGGGGCCACCCCACAGUGGCCUGAGGGCUACUGGGAAGUAAAUGGAUUUGGACUGCUCGGCAUCUACAAGUCAGACCUGGACAAGAUCGGGGGCAUGAACACCAAGGAGUUCAGAGACCGCUGGGGAGGGGAGGACUGGGAGCUGCUGGACAGAAUUCUCCAAGCAGGCCUGGAAGUGGAACGGCUCUCCCUCAGGAACUUCUUCCAUCACUUCCAUUCCAAGCGAGGCAUGUGGAACCGUCGCCAAAUGAAGAUGCCGUGACACCAGCUGCUUACAGCUCCUUGACUUGCAGUUGACCCCUGCUCGCUGCUAGCUGCUGCUGUGGAGGGAUUCUGAGGAACCAAGCCUCAGCACUAAUUGCCCACUCCAUCGGGAGCUGUCCCUUCAGGCAGGGACCAGCGAUCCAUCGAUCGCCAAGGCUCCUCUGCCGCUCAGAGAUGGAAGGGCUGCAGAGGCUGGGCAGUGAGGUCAGGAAGACAACACCUGCUUGAGUGGAGCACCAUCUCGUCCACUAGGGUGCACUUCCACAGCCCAGCACUCCUCACAGGGGGUGGUGACUGUGAACCAGAAACUUCAGUGGGACAGAUUUUAUUUGGGGUGGUGGGGGGAGGUGGGUAAUUUUUUUUUAACAGAGAAUGAAGACUUCUGUCUAGAUCCAGCACCGUCCCGGGUGAAGCUGUACACUGCAGACCUCAGACCCACUCUGAGGUGCUGGUCUCAUCCAGAGUUCUUCCAGCUCCAGGCCCCAGCCUGUGCCUUCCAAGGCCACGACUCUCUCCUGGUGGCUACUAACAGCUGGCCUUAAACCAGUCAGGCCAUCAACCCAAGUCGGACAGACAGACAGAGGGUUCUCCAGACUAGAAACCCAACACUGGUGGCAUUUUCCUACUACAGUGAGGUGUCGGGUGGCAAUGGGUGGCCAGUGGGCCCAUUCUCCGGCGUGUCUCACAUAUGGGCUAUGUAGAACCGGCAAGGUCAAGCAAGAAGAGAAAUGCCCUUUCUCCUUUGGCCGUCCUGCCAGGUAAGACCUGGAGAGAAUAAGAAGGCAUCACCAAAGGUGACAUGAAUAGCCUGUCAACUACUUAAGAGAGACUUAGGGAUGAGCUCAAGCAGCAGAGAGUGUCAAAAGGGAAGAAAAUGUAUAUAUUGCAAGCCUAGUGCCCUCGUGGCUUUGCCCUCCUGCAGACAGAGCCCAACCUCUCGUUCCUGAGGAGAUAAGGAGGUGAAACCCGGCCCUCAGAUAAAGGGCAGGGUGAGGUGUGGGGAGGCAAGAACCGGAGCGGGGUUAGAACUGGAAAAUGGCUAAGUUUCGUGGAGAGCAGCUCAAAACCCCUUCUGUCCACCUGAUGUCACAAACUUACCUGGGCUGAUGACCCCGGUGCUCCCUGGCUGGGGACUUUUCACUGCUGCUGUUGCUGCUUCACCAGUGGUGCAUUGGAUGCUGGGUAUUAAACUCAGUCUGUGAAGGGGAGGUGAGGGGGUCAGAGCACCAUCUUUCUGCUGUGAGAAAUGGCUUGUGGGUAUGCAGCAGGGCCACUCUGCAGAGCCUGACCACUAUGUUGUGAAUCCAGAGUGCAGCAUUUGGAGCUGCAGGACCCACGUGAUGGGCUCUGAAUGCCAGGAGCAGAGCUUGGCACAUCCAGGGUGGGGCCCUCUGGGAACCCACUGGGUCUUUCUUUGAAGCAGUCAGAAGGGCAGGGUGGUUCUGUUUAUGGGUGGCGGCUGUUUCUCCCCCCACCCCUGCUCAGCCCUCCGCCCUUUAGAAAAGGCACAUAGGAAGCAGGCUCGGGCUGCAGUAGAACGGCUGGGGCUCCAAGCUUCUCUCUAAAGCCAUAAACUUUUGGCACUGUGCUAGAAGGCCAGAGCUGGUGGCGGCAGCCCUCCUGCUCUGUCCUGAGGACUAGGAUCCCCCUGGGCCUCUCCCACCCUACUCACCUCCUCCCUCCCAGGUCUAGUGCCUUGUGUCUGACGUCUGUUACCUCCUUACCAUCUGCCUUAAGAGAAAGGAAAGUGCCGUGGGUGGGGAGAGGGAGGGGGGUAUUAAAGUCAGCGUCUUAGGAAACAAAUAGCUGUCUCUUUCUUGCCCACUUGAGGUAGGAAAGGGUUGAGUGGAAGAGCCAGGGGUGUCCCUAAGCCAUUCCUGUCCCUCAGCUGUCUGCUCAAUGACAGGCUAAGGACCAUCCAUCCAUCCCUUCCCUUCUGCCUUGACUCCUGGCUCAGUGCUUGCAGGCGGAAGGGACAAGUUUUCUGUGCUGCUCUUGGGAAGGACACAGUAGUGUCCUGUGUCUACUAGUCUCAGCAGACCAGGUUGUGAUCUCGACUAGAAAGCCCCUGCCCAAGUGAGGAAGACAAGCUAGAACCGUAUAGCUGCAACCCCAGCAUUUGGGAAGCUAACAUGGGAAGAUCAGGAGAACAAGGCCAGCCGAGGCUACUUAGCAAGAAACUGUCAAAAGUAAAUAGAUAAACAUAAGGAAAUCUUUUCUGUGUCAAUUAAAGAUGCCCUACUAAGGCUCUGCAAGUGUGA